Molecule: messenger RNA, 2448 nt
Organism: Plodia interpunctella (Indianmeal moth)
Lineage: Eukaryota; Metazoa; Arthropoda; Insecta; Lepidoptera; Pyralidae
Gene: CCHa2
Product: CCHamide-2
Exons: 6
Coding region: 116-511 (131 amino acids)
Biological process (GO): neuropeptide signaling pathway
Molecular function (GO): neuropeptide hormone activity
Source: RefSeq, a predicted model, not a curated record
GCCUGGUCCGACCUAGCACACUUCAACGGUAACAUCGAGCCCACAGCUCAUAUCAAACCGAUCGCGGAUCGCGAAUUCACAAGUUUCGAAGUGUCACAGGAGAUUAAUAUAAAAAAUGACUCAGGCUUGCUUAGUUGUGGCUGUCGUCGCGAUUUUACUAGUAUCACACGGAGUAAGCGCUAAACGUGGAUGCUCCGCAUUUGGACAUUCCUGUUUUGGUGGACACGGCAAGAGAUCUGACUCGGCGAUGGAUACGAGCCCCGAGAUGAUAGCGCGUCACCAGCCGGGACAAGAGGAGACUGCCCCUCACCCAGUGUAUCCCCACUCAGGGUACAAUGGGGUGCUGCCUCCUGGAGACGACAUCAUCCCCGUCAGAGAUGGAGGUGUGUACGAGGACGCCGCAGCCAAGGACGUGAUGAAGUUUAAAUUGAGGAACAUCGUGCAGCACUGGAUGGAUAACUACAGGCGGUCACAGCAAAAUGACGACGGUUACUUUAUUGAAAACUUGUAAAAAUCAUACAGUGUGUUAUAUAAUCCGUAACAAUAAUAUAUAGAAAGGAAAUCUGUCGAUACAUAAGAAUUGGUAGACUGCUUUUUAUGUAAUAGGCGAAGUUUUGUAUUCACAAAACUCAAUGACUCUAUGUGAAGACCUAAUCCAAAGAAAGAAGUAUCUAAAACGUGUUUCAUGAAGGAUAAAAUGUUGUGAAAAGAAGUACCUAUAUUUUAACUUACCAAAAGUCUUUUUAAGCUAUCAAACUAUAUUGUAAACUAAACUUCCAACAUGGAUAAUUAUUUUGUUGUUACUUAACAAAAACAUUCUUGCAAUUAAAUUUAUGAGUAAAAUACACAUAACUUUUAUUAAAACGUACAUUUACGAGAUAGAUAUCUAAUGGAUGUACGUCUCAAAUGGUCAUUUGCAGAAAGGAUUGGACAUUUUUAACGUGUCCUUUUUUAAAAUUAUGUUUUCAACCCUGUAUCGCCUUUGGCGAUUGAAGAUUUACCUGUUUUAACUGUGACAGUGUUUUAAAAUUUUACGAAUUUACUCUGAAUAAUAUUAUAAUACAAUGAUUAAUGUGAUUUCAAUUCUAAAAAAUCGAAAUUAUUUUCUGAUCAAACUUUUGGCUGUGACUCUUUGAUCUGAUGAUGAUAUUAAAUCUUCAGUUGAUCAGAGUAGAAAUUUUGAUAAUAUCAUUAGUUUUAAAAAGAUUGAAAUACUUUAAUCUUCAAGCAAAACGUUACCAUUUGCACUAAUAACAUAGGAUUUUCUUCGAGAAUUUACCCAUUCUUAUUUUGUAGGAAAUGUUUGUUUAAAAUAACGUCAUUGCACAUACAGAAAUUGAAGAGUAACACAAAGACAACGGCGAACUUAUCCCAUGAAGGGAUCUCUUCCAGUCAACAGUUAAGCGAAGAAAGAGCUACUAUUUCUAUAGAUGUUAACAAAUAAAUGUUUUUUUCUUUCCUUGUUGUAAGUACCAACCUGGAACUUUACGUUUCUGUAACGUGGCAAGAAAUGCAUGUAAUUAUUUGAUGGAAAAUGUAUCUUAUAGACUUAUUACAUGGAACAGGGUAGAUAAAUAUGGCAUUUGUAAAAAGCAGACUACCAAAAUGCAGAAAUUUUAAAAAGUCUAAAAAAACAUAGAAAUUUUAUAUAUAAUACUAAAUUUUCUUGUCAAUUAAUGGUGUCACAUUUUUAAUGUCUGUUAUGUAGAUACUUUGUUACUUUAAAUACGUUUUCGGAAGGCUGGCUUCACUUUAACUAUUAUUGUACAAAAAUCUACGCUUUUGUAAAAUAAUGCUUUUAUAUUACUAAACUGAUCAAGAUUUGUUGUUUUUUAUUUUUUGCUCAGAUGGCGGACUUUUCAAGAAGUAUAAAUUAAUUUGAUUUUCUUAAUUACCUUUUGUUUUCAAAUUAAUUGAAGAAAUAUUUGUUAACGUUAAAGUAUACUUACGAUGUUUUUGGUGACUUGCUUAAUUUUUAUCGCCUAGUAUUGAUAUCAGACCUCCAUCGGUGAUAUCAAAAUUAUGAUAUUAAUCGAUCUAAUAAGAUUUAUUAACUUCUUUGAAUGAAGAUAGCUCAGAGCUCACGAAAGUAUUUCCACUUUCUUGUCCAAACAUUUUUUCGGUUGCUUCCUCAGCCGUUAAACAGGUCUAAAUUUUUUAUAUUUAAACUAAAUCAGUUUACUAGGUGUAGGUAGCUAAAAACACGGCAAAAUGUUUAUCAGAAAUAACAUGAACGAAAGCAAAAGAUGUCAUUAUAUAAAAUGUCCCUCAUCUGUGCAUACCUUUAUUCGAACAUAGUGUGUAGGUACCUGAAUUGAAUAUUUGAUUUACACUAAUUUGUAUUGAGUUAUAACUAACGUAAGUUUACCAUCAACAACAAUUGUCGUAUAUAAUAACUGUCUCUGUGAAUAAUUUGAGUAUUAAUAAAUGGUUAGAUAUGACAUAUUA